AUGGAAGGCACACCGGGCACGGGUCGCCCAUCAGCAGACAUGGAGUCUCAGGAUGGACAGUCCAGAGAUGUAUCGACCUAUCCCUCAAACAAAAUACCACAGAUACUUCCACAUGAAAGAGUAUUUCCCAUUCAGAUCGGGUCAGAACUGUUCAAACUCUCUGGCGCCUCGAUAUCUUCGGAUGCGCCCUCUUAUUUCUCACAGUACUUCAAAUGCCAGAUCACACGGGCAGAGGAGAACGGCGAAGACAUGGCCAGCGCCAUCAAGACGCUGUACAUCGACCGCGACCCCUUGACCUUCAAGGACAUUUCUCUUCACCUGCAGGGCUACCACGUCACCCCUCGCGACGGGCAGCACUUUGUCCGCCUCUUCGCCGACGCCCAGUUCUACUCGCUGCCCAAGCUCAUCUCGCAGCUCUACGAGGAGUCCAUCUUCAUGUCCAUAGGCCACCGCGAGUUCCAGAUCCCGCGCGACAUCUUCCAGGACCCGGGCAACUCGCCCAACUUCUUCACCCUCGGCUUCGCCAUCUUCUUCUCCAACCCGGACGACCUCUUCCCGGGCCUCGACCGCUCGGGCCUCAUCCGGCCGCCGUCCAUCGUCCCGCCGUCCAUCCCCCACCGCAGCGCCGAGACCUUUGCCGAGAUCAUCCACCUCCUCCGCGGCUACCCCGUCAACAUCCGCGACGACGCCCACCGCCAGUCCCUCCUCCGCGACUGCCGCUACUACAACAUCAAGGGCCUCGAGCAGCGCCUGAUCCCCCACUCCAUCUCGUACAACCAGGCCCGCCGGCGCGACGAGAUCGCCCUGCGGCUCGAGGACAUCCUCAAGUCCGGCAUCACCGUCGUGCCCGAGCCCGCCCCGGCGGACCCCCUGGCCGGCUGGGUCAACUACGCCCGCCCCUACGUCGACGACCGGCCCGCCGAGCUCGUCCUCGAGAUCGGCGGCGAGGCGACAAAGGUCCACCUCGCGAGCAUGCGCGCCGAGUUCUUCCGCGACGCCAAGGCCCGCAUCUCGCGCCUCUUCGAGGUCGUCGCCACCAAGCUCAACCUGCCGCCCACGACGCAGCCCCUCGGCCUCCUCAUGGCCAAGGGCGGCGCCUCGAGCGAGCCCCCGACGCCCGGGAACACGCCCCUGAGCGAGGACCUCGUGCGCAUCAUGCUCGAGCCCGAGACGGCCAUCACGCUCGACGGCAGGCCCUUCGCGCCGCCCGAGGUCCUCGUCUCGGACGAGUCGGCCACCGCCGCCGCCGCCGCCUCAGCCGCCACCGCCGCGCCGCUGUCCGCGCCCUCGAGCGCGGGUGGGCUCGACUCUCCCGCUUCCGCAGCCGGCAGCGCCGUCUUCAAUCCGCGCAAGCGCCGGCGCGUCGAUGCCGGUCUGCUCGGCCAGGGCGCCGAGGAGUGGGUCGUGCGGAAGGGCCAGUGGCGGCUCCGCAUACAGUCUUCCAGGCACGGCAAGAGCGCCGUCGAGUGUGUCCUCGUGGCUGUCAAGCUGGAUGCCAUGAGCUCUGAGCACGCGAGGAAUGCUCAGCGCGGGUUCCUGAACUCAUGA
This is a messenger RNA of Thyridium curvatum, 1548 nucleotides long. RefSeq lists its product as uncharacterized. The transcript has 2 exons. The coding region runs from base 1 to 1548 and encodes 515 amino acids. NCBI's taxonomy places the organism in Eukaryota, Fungi, Ascomycota, Sordariomycetes, Thyridiales, Thyridiaceae. The record is from RefSeq and is a predicted model, not a curated record.